UGAAAAGUUCAAAAGACUAUGCGGCUGUUUAGCUGUGCCUGUCCGUCUGCCAUCAGCUGAGAGAGAUGCCGGUCAACUCUCUGGAGAAGCCGUGGACGGUAGACCCCUCUGAGGUGGCAGAGCGGCGGGAUCUUAGGGACAGUCGCCUGGUGUUCAGCAUCGAUCCACGCGGCUGUGAAGAUGUAGACGACACGCUGUCUGUACACAAGCUCCCCAACAGAAGGCUGGAGCUGGGAGUUCACAUUGCUGAUGUCACUCACUUUGUCAAAGAGGGUUCGCUCACAGACUUGGAGGCACGUUCAAGGGCUACAACCUACUACCUGGCAGACCGCAGGUACGACAUGCUGCCUGCUAUUCUCAGCGCAGACCUUUGCUCACUGCUGGGAGGUGCUGACAGGUAUGCAAUGAGCGUGCUUUGGGAGCUUGACGCAGAAUCCCUUGAAGUCCAAGAGGUCUGGUAUGGUCGUACACUCAUCCGCUCCUCCUAUCAGCUCCACUACGAGCUGGCUCAGGCGCUCCUCAACGGAGAACAGGUUGAGGUAGCGGAACUGGCCAACCUGGGUCCUCAGGAAAAGGGUUCUAAGCUAGCUCAACUCACUGAGGCACUUGAGAUGCUCACACAUGUAGCCAGACAUCUUCGGGCAAAGAGGGACAGAGGAGGAGCGCUGGAGCUGGAAGGAGUGGAGGUGGGUGCCCAGCUGGAUGAGGAGAGGAACAUUACGGCCCUGGUCCCUCGUCAGCCCCUGGAGGUCCAUGAGACCGUGGCAGAGUGCAUGAUUUACGCCAACCACUGGGUGGCCCGCAAGAUCCAGGAAGCUUUCCCCAACCAGGCCCUUCUAAGGUGUCACCCACCACCACAACAGGAGCUAUUCAACCAGCUGGUGGACACUGCAAAGGCCAAAGGUUUCACCAUUGACACCAGGUCCAACAAGGCUUUAGCUGCCUCACUGGACCGAGCUGUGGACCCACAGGACCCCUUGGUGAACAGGUUGUUCAGAAUGAUGGCCACCACUGCUAUGUCACAGGCUCUGUACUUCUCCACUGGUGCUCAUCCUCAAGACCAAUACUACCAUUAUGGUCUGGCUCUGGAUCGCUACACACACUUUACCUCACCCAUCCGUCGGUACGCAGACAUUGUCGUGCACCGCCUUCUUACCGCAGCCCUGCACAUGCAGAGGGGCGUUGUAUCUGGUAAAGCACCAGCCAGUAACAAAGAAGUGGAGGAAAUGGCUCACCAUGUCAACAGCAAGAACAGGGCAGCACAGGCAGCCCAAAUGCGAUCCACAGCACUGUUUCAGUGUCUGUUUUUCAGAGAACGAGACCCUCAGACAGACCCGUGCUGUGUGGCUGAUGCUGUUGUCUACUCCAUUCGAGACAACGGUGUCUUGGUGUUUAUCCCAGAGUAUGGUGUGAGGGGGCCUGUGUAUCUGAAGAACAAAGAGGGCCUGGUGGUGGUAGCGGGACAGGACGGCAGCUGUGAUUGGCAGGGUGGCACUGUGCGAAAAUACCCGGACCGCAUUACCACCACCUCCAGCUGUGGCACCUCCACCUUCAAACUGUUUGACCACAUCACCGUUCGUAUUUCUGUCCACUCUUCAACUUGCCACGCUGACCGUCUAAACCUCGAGGUCAUCAGCAACAAGCCUCACCACAGUGCCAAGUCCCAGCAGCCCAGCCCUCAGGGCCGCAGUCAGCUGGUCAAAGAGGUGGUGCGUCAGAAUGAAGAGGCGCUGGCUCAGGAGAAGACAGCCCGGCGCCCCAAACUCUCCAAAGAGGAAAGAGAGUUUCGUCAGAGCAAAACUCCCAGUCUGUACUCUAUUCUGGAAGAAAUCAGAGAGUUGGCUCUGAUGGAUCUGGAAAGGGCUUCACGCCUCCCGGCAACAACAGCAUAGAAACGCUGUAGCCCAGCUUUACCUCCAAGCAGACACUUGUGAGAACUGCACGCUGUGCGCUAACAGAACGGUGAUCAUUGAAGAUCACUCGUGCUGAGUCAUCCAGGUCAUUCUUGUAGCUCCAGAUUGUGUGUGGACAAACCACACGAGUGUGUGAAGUCACAGGAAAGCAAACACAAUAUUAAGUAAAAACAUGUCCCGCCAUCUUUUUAGAAACCAGAGUCAAACCGAAUCAGUGGAUACGUUUUGU
Messenger RNA from Maylandia zebra (zebra mbuna), 2142 nucleotides. Its product is annotated as DIS3-like exonuclease 1. Gene Ontology annotation, biological process: rRNA catabolic process; mRNA catabolic process. Gene Ontology annotation, molecular function: 3'-5'-RNA exonuclease activity; RNA binding. The record is from RefSeq and is a predicted model, not a curated record. Gene Ontology annotation, cellular component: cytoplasmic exosome (RNase complex). Lineage: Eukaryota; Metazoa; Chordata; Actinopteri; Cichliformes; Cichlidae.